Molecule: messenger RNA, 1977 nt
Organism: Lytechinus pictus (painted urchin)
Lineage: Eukaryota; Metazoa; Echinodermata; Echinoidea; Temnopleuroida; Toxopneustidae
Product: carboxypeptidase B-like
Exons: 2
Coding region: 507-1952 (481 amino acids)
Biological process (GO): proteolysis
Molecular function (GO): metallocarboxypeptidase activity; zinc ion binding; nucleic acid binding
Source: RefSeq, a predicted model, not a curated record
AUGACAUUUUAAAAUUUCACUUAAUUUCACAAAACAGUUAUAUGCACAUCCUGGUCAGUAUGCAAAUGAGGAGACUGAUGACGUCAUCCACUCACUAUUUUUUUUGUAUUUUAUUAUAUGAAAUAUGAAAUAUUCUCAUUUUCUCUUCAUUGUCAAGUGAAAAAUUGAUUAAUUCCUCCCUAUACAUCUGGAAUUAGCAUUGUUUAAUACUAUAUGGUUCAGUCAAGUCGGUCCCUAUGGUCAAAUCUGUAAAAAAUGAAAUAUUGUAUAAUUCAAACAAUAGAAAACAAAAGAAAUAGUGAGUGAUAGACAUCAUCGACUGACUCAUUUGCAUGUCACUGAGUUGUGCAUAUCACUGUUUUGUGAAAAAUAAGCGAAACUUUAAAAUGCCAUAACUUUCUUAUUUUACAUCCGAUUUUGAUAAAAUUUUCAGUGUUAUGCUAGUUUGAUUUUUCUCUAUUUAUUCAAAUCAACAUUUUUGGGGGGUGGACUUGUCCUUUAAGAACAUGCUAUUGCAAUACUUUGCUCUUACGAGUGAAGGAAAUUGGAAACGCUUUCGCGAAGCGAAGAAAGGCGGAGAAGAAUCUUAUUACCAAUAUGCUAACCGUUUGAUUCGUUACGUCACGCGCUGCAUUGAUUUGAGCGGCAAAGAAAAGACAUUUGAUGCGUUGUUGGAUGUAAUAGUUCGUGAACACAUUUACGAGACCUCUGAGCGUUCAUUGUCUGUAUUUAUGCGGGAGAGAAAUCCCGAAAACGUUCCAGAGCUAAUUUUGCUAGCUGAGCAAUAUAGGAGUGCGCAUGUGUCAGCUACAACUGACUCCGGUAGACGCGCACGCCGUGAAGAAAAUGCUCGCAAAUUGAGAGAUGGUAAAAGUAAGGACCGAAGCGACAUAAGUCCUAAUCCAAAAGCUUGCUAUACUUGCGGUAAAUCAGGUCAUUUUAUGGCCAGGUGUCCAAACAAAAAGGGCAGUAAUUCGAGAGACGGGUCAGGCAAGUUAAGCUCGGAUUCGCGUAAGCAAUCUGUGAACGCAUGCGUAGUCGGCGUAUGCCCUGAUAUGUCAACACCGCAAACGCAAGGUGUUAGUCCCGAUUCAGCUACGGUAAAGCUGCAGUGUGGUCAUGAAAUUCCGUUGCUUUAUACGGCUUGUACAGUAGAAUCAGAUAUGCCCACUUGUGAUGGCAGUAUAAAUGGCAAGAAAAUAACAGUCUUGCGCGAUUCAGGUUGUAGUUGCGUGAUUGUUCGUACGGAUUUAGUGAAGAAAGCUCAGUUUACAGGAAAAACAAGGCUAUGUAUGCUAAUUGACCGAACAAUUAGACGGAUGCCAGAGGCAAGGCUGUAUGUUAGUACCCCAUAUUUCCAAGGUAAUGUGACAGCAUUAUGUGUUGAUAACCCGUUGUACGAUUUAGUCAUCGGAAAUAUUACAGGUGCCAGGAAACCUGGAGAUGAGGAUCAGAACUGGACCUACACUAAGGCGAGUGACGGCGAGUCAUCCAUCAAGGAGGAUAGAUCCUCCUGUGACGGUGAUCCUGAUGACAUAAAGGAGACAACUGUAAGAGAGCAGAGUACGCCCUCAUCGUCGGAGGCCACAGAAGAUGAUCUGUCAGGCGUUACUCAAGUACCAGACGAAAAGAUACCGAAUGAUGUGUCCCAGCCGCACAACCAGGAUGAUGUCAUCAUUCAAGAGCAACCAAGUGAGUUGAUGAGUGAGUCAACUAUCAAUGAAGAGGUGGAACAAGGGGCAGGAGUGGAGACUCGAGGGACGAAGAGACGAAAGGAUCGGCCGUUCAUGAGUCUUGGAUCGUCAAAGCAGCAGGAGUGUAUCGCAACCCGUGAGGAUGUUAUUGCAGCACAGAAGGCAGAUGCAACGCUGAAGAAACUAAGAGAUUUAGCAGAAAAGGAUGGCAAGUGUGGAGAGUGGUUCCCGCCAACAAUGCGCACAGGACAUGGCUGAGGGAAAUAGAAUCGAAUCUUGGAGA